Molecule: messenger RNA, 2582 nt
Organism: Magallana angulata
Lineage: Eukaryota; Metazoa; Mollusca; Bivalvia; Ostreida; Ostreidae
Product: dynein intermediate chain 2, ciliary-like
Exons: 20
Coding region: 79-2241 (720 amino acids)
Biological process (GO): outer dynein arm assembly; cilium movement
Cellular component (GO): outer dynein arm
Molecular function (GO): dynein light chain binding; dynein heavy chain binding
Source: RefSeq, a predicted model, not a curated record
UUGUUGUUUCCCUUAGAAACGAAUACCGCCAUAGUGGUGUGUGAUAGUUUGCAGCAACAGAAUCACAACACUGCAAAAAUGCCACCAAAGGCAGCGCCGAAGUCUAAACAGGCCCAGAAAGGGAAAACUUCCAGACCAGCAGGGAAGAGUGGAAAGGAUGGAGAUGAUAUGACAGAUAUGGGCGAUACUGACGGAGAUGACUGGAUGAAUACUAAAACACUAGUGAAACCUGACGAUCAGCUGGACCUUAAUGACCAGGAAUUGAAAGAGGAAUUUACUCGUAUUCUGACAGCCAACAAUCCCCAUGCUCCACAGAACAUUGUUAGAUACAGCUUCAAGGAGCGACAGUAUAAGCAGACUUCCCAUGUUGACCAACUGGCCAUCCAUUUUGCCCUGGAUGGCAACAUGCUUCACAAGGAAUCAGAUGAGGCAAAGAGACAGAUGGCCAAACUGGGAAUCCCCGAUAGUGGUGAAGUAGCAGGAAGUGAAGGAGGGGAGACAACUCCUGCAGCCGGCGGUGCUCCGGCCGAGGGAGAAGAGGGAAAGGAUGAGACUUCAGCAACACAGGGCGAGGAAGCCGAACCGGCAAAAGAGGGGGAGCAGAGAGAGGAGGCAGGUACCCCAGGCCCAGGGACUGCUGCCAAAGGCGAAAAACUGACCAACCAGUUCAACUACAGUGAACGAGCCUCCCAAACAUACAACAAUCCAUACAGGGAGCGUGGUACUGCCACGGAACCACCCCCUAGAGCCACUUUUGCCUCAAAUGUCACACAGUGGGAAAUAGCUGAUGCCUACCAUGAAGACUUUGAAAAGCAGGAAAAGAGCAAGGAGAAGAAGACUAUUCCUGGAAGGAAAGAAGAGGAAAAGACCAGAAAGAAACUUACAAUCACUGAAACACAGGGAGAUGAUAUAUCCCGCAUUUCAAAGGCCACAAAAAUAGUAGAAAGAAUGGUGAACCAGAACACGUAUGAUGACAUUGCUCAAGAUUUCAAAUACUAUGAGGAUCCGUCCGACGAAUACCGAGAUAACGAGGGAACCAUGCUCCCGCUGUGGAGAUUCUCCUACGAAAAAGCCAAGAAACUGGCAGUUACCUCCCUUUGUUGGAAUCCUAUGUACAAAGAUCUGUUUGCUGCUUCUUACGGUUCUUAUGACUUCAUGAAGCAGGGCAGUGGAAUGAUUCUCUUCUUCUCCCUGAAGAAUCCCUCUUUUGCUGAGUACAUCUACGAGACUGACAGUGGAGUGAUGUGUCUGGAUGUCCACCCCGAGCAUCCCUACAUGGUCGCUAUCGGUUUCUAUGAUGGUAGUGUGGGUGUCUACAACGUACAGAAAAAAGAACCCGUCCAUAGGUGUACAGCCAAAAAUGGCAAACAUACAGACCCCGUCUGGCAGGUUAGAUGGCAAAAAGAUGACCUGGAAAAUAACCACAACUUUUACUCCGUGUCCUCUGAUGGUAGAAUAGUUCACUGGACCAUUAUCAAGAAUGAACUCCUGUUUGAGGACGUGAUUACCCUCACUCUGCCCGGUGCCGCCGGAGAGGGCCCUGAUGGGACCAAGGUCAACACCGUCGGGUGUGGGACAGCUUUUGACUUCCACAGAAAAAAUGACUACCUUUUUCUCGUGGGGACAGAGGAAGGUAAAAUCCACCAGUGUUCCAAAGCCUACAGCAGCCAGUUCCUGGACACGGUCGACGCCCACAACAUGGCUGUCUACAAAGUGCGCUGGAACCCGUUCCACCCGCGAAUUUACAUCACGUGUAGUGCUGACUGGACCGUGAAGAUCUGGGAGGUCAGCAGCAAAACCACCGCAGACAAGAGUGAAACCUCAUCAGUGGAGGCUCAGACCAAGAAACCUCUUUUUACUUUCGAUUUGAACAACUCUGUUGGUGAUGUGGCCUGGGCUCCAUACUCAUCUACUGUGUUUGCAGCAGUCACUGCAGAUGGCAAGAUGUUUGUGUAUGACUUAAAUAUUAACAAAUAUGAGCCCCUCUGUGAACAAAUGGUAGCUCAGAAGAAGAAAACCAAACUCACUCAUGUAGAGUUCAAUCCCAAAGACCCCAUAAUUAUAGUAGGAGAUGACAGAGGAAAUGUAACCAGCUUAAAGAUUUCACCUAAUCUUAGAAAAAUGCCAAAGGAGAAGAAGGGAGCACCACCCAUGGACCCCAAGCAAAAGGAGGACAAUGAAAUAGCCAAGCUAGACAAAAUCUUAUCAAUGGUUCGGGAGCCCAAUGAAGACAAGAAAUAAAUUAACUGUUACUGUUUGGGGGGGGGGGGGGGGUCUAGAUUUUCAAUGAGGAUUUACUUCGAAACCAAAAUUGUGAUGCUGGAAAUUAACCGUAUCCAGAUCUGAACAAUCCGUCCUUACAAGAUAUAAAAACUUGGCUUUUUUCAGACUUAUGAAUGAUGUAUUGAAUUGUUAUAAUUGUGAAUUGCUGUAACAUUAACUUUGAAAUGUAUUGAGAGACUGUUAUUAAGCAAUACAUUUAAUAUAUUUAGUUCUUUUAAAUUGAUGCAUUGUCUUUUUUAUUAUCAAAAUGUGAUAUUUUAAUUUAUAUGUUUAUUAAACAAAUGAAAUACCUUUAAUAA